Molecule: messenger RNA, 1215 nt
Organism: Purpureocillium lilacinum
Lineage: Eukaryota; Fungi; Ascomycota; Sordariomycetes; Hypocreales; Ophiocordycipitaceae
Biological process (GO): cell wall mannoprotein biosynthetic process; protein N-linked glycosylation
Cellular component (GO): mannan polymerase complex
Molecular function (GO): alpha-1,6-mannosyltransferase activity
Source: RefSeq, a predicted model, not a curated record
AUGCUUCUCCCCAAAGGCGGCCUGAACUGGAAAGCGGCCAGAGCCCAGCUGCCGCCCGCGCGGAUGCUAUGGAACCUGGUGACACGCACAAGAUUCCUCCUGCUCGUCGCCGUCACGGGCAUCAUAUUAUUGCUAUGGCGCGGCAUCAGCAGCUCCGCGUCCGAGAUGCAAAGCUUCUACUGCUGGGGACCGUCGACGCCGCCGAUAGACAUGUCGCAAAACGAGUACGCGAGAUGGAAUGCGCACAUGCAGACGCCCGUCGUUUUCAACCACCACGCACCGCUCAAGGUCGACUCGGAAUCGAUCAAGCACGUUGACCUCAACCCCGUCAAGUCCACCCGCAAGGCCGUCGUCAAUGAGGAGAAAAUCCUCAUCGUCACGCCCCUCAAGGACGCUGCCCCCUACCUCUCCAAGUACUUUGAGCUGCUCGCCGAGCUCACGUAUCCGCACCACCUGAUCGACCUCGCCUUCCUCGUCUCCGACUCCAAGGAUGAUACCCUCGCCGUGCUUUCUUCCGAACUCGACCGAAUCCAGAAGCGGCCCGACCACAUCCCGUUCCGCAGCGCCAUGGUCGUUGAAAAGGACUUCGACUUCCACCUGAGCCAGAGUGUCGAGGAGAGGCACUCCUUCGACGCACAAGGUCCUCGGCGGAAGGCCAUGGGCAAGGCCCGCAACUACCUUCUCUCCGCUGCCUUGAAGCCAGAGCAUUCGUGGGUUUACUGGCGCGAUGUGGACAUCGUGGACAGCCCUCCCAAAAUCCUUGAAGACUUCAUUGCCCACGACAAGGACAUUCUCGUUCCCAACAUUUGGUUCCACCGGUACAGAGACGGAGUCGACAUUGAAGGGCGAUUCGACUACAACUCGUGGGUCGAGUCGGACAAAGGUCGCAGAUUGGCCGACAGCUUGGAUAAGAACGUUGUGCUCGCCGAAGGAUACAAGCAGUACGACACGGGCAGGACAUACAUGGCUCGCAUGGGUGACUGGCGAAACAACAAGGAUGAGGAGCUUGAGCUCGAUGGCAUCGGCGGCGUCAACAUUCUCGUCAAGGCUGACGUUCAUCGAUCCGGGAUCAACUUCCCGUGCUACGCCUUCGAGAACCAGGCCGAGACGGAGGGCUUUGCCAAGAUGGCGAAGCGAGCGGGCUACCAGGUUGUGGGCCUGCCGAAUUACAUCGUGUGGCACAUCGACACCGAAGAGAAGGGCGGAAACCUAUAA